Molecule: messenger RNA, 1159 nt
Organism: Macrobrachium nipponense
Lineage: Eukaryota; Metazoa; Arthropoda; Malacostraca; Decapoda; Palaemonidae
Gene: fs(2)ltoPP43
Product: probable RNA polymerase II nuclear localization protein SLC7A6OS
Exons: 8
Coding region: 76-987 (303 amino acids)
Biological process (GO): developmental process
Source: RefSeq, a predicted model, not a curated record
UUUCUACGAGUUGCAUCCCGUUACGUCACGCCAACAAUAUACUCAAGACCACCUAUUAUUAGUUAUAAAGAAACAAUGGCGACUGUUAUAAGAAUCAAGAGGAGACUGGAUGAAGAGCCAACUGAAAAUAUUAUUAUAAAAGCAAAAAGAUCCAGAAAUGAGAGCACCGGAGAUGAAGAUCAGUCAGGUGACAGAGUAGCAGUACUGACAAGAGUUGGUACUGUUGAGUCCAGGGAUGACCCACUAGAAUCAUUGGUCAAGACAGCUAUUAAAAAAGGAUGGGAGCUUAGACAGAAUUACAAGAAAUUAGGUAGUGAUGUAUCCUAUAAAGAAAAGUCCAGUCAAGAGGCCAAAAAGCGAGCAGUUACUAAAAGAUACAAGAUUAUAUCUCAGAGCAGAGGUAUUGGCGAACCUUCUGAACCUGAUAAAGAUGAUGUUGCUACAGAAGAGAAAACAGUUGCUAAUAAGGAUGCGACAGGGGCUGAAGCUUUACCAGUAGACUCUAUGGAGCUUACUUAUUUUGAUGCUGUUCUUGCCAACGAAAUGGACGAUAUUAUUACUUGCAAUGGUGUGCCAAUGGAGAGUGAACAACAUGUUUAUGAUGUGUUCUAUUCAACUCAGCCAGUCAACUGGGAAGAUGUUAUGGAACAAAAUGUAUGCAGAAUUGAAAGGGAGCUGUUUGAAUCUGUAACUGAAUCAGAGAGUGAUGAUCAGUAUGAGGAUGAUGAUGAUGAAAAUGAGGAGGAAAACUGGAGGAAUGAUUAUCCUGAUUAUGAUGAUAGUCCAUAUGAAGAUGAAGAGGAUUAUUUGAAUUCCCAGAUAAGAAAAACUAACAAAAGAUAUGAAACUGAUGAAAGCUAUGAUGCGGAAGAUUAUGAAGAAGAAGGUUUUGAUAGUGAGGGGAAUCUUAUUUUAUCAUCCCAACACCCAUUGUCUUUAGCCAAGUUGAUGAGAAGAGUUAAUCUCGAUAGUGAUAGUGAUGAUUAAAUUUAGAGUGUAUGCAAGUUCUGAAGGCAUACUUUUUGUUUAUGCAUUACCUGUACUGUAAUUAUUUAAAUAAAAAUUGUUAGUUGUAUGUUGAUUGCAUUACAUAUGGGAAUAAGUAUAAAGAAAUGUUACAUAUAUUUUAAUGAAAUAAAUUUUUCCUUUUUGUAGAAAA